AUGGCGGAGAGUGUGACGACAAAAACUCUCGGUGCUUACGUGCACAGUAUUCGCUUCAAAUUUGCAACAAAGCAAGUUUUUCAGAAGUUAAACGUGUUAUUGUACGGUGUUGAAGGUCAUUUGAACAGAUAUCGUGCCAACGUGAUAAAUUUUCGUGGUUUCCAAACUAAGGAAGAACUGGAGGAAUUCCGCCUUCGGUUGCAGCAGUUACCUCAGGAAGAUGUAGUUAUUAUCGCCGAGUUGUUGAACGGUGACGCGACGACAGUUACGAAAAAGGAUUUGUAUGACCUAGUGGCGAACCUGGGCUCCACCAUAAACGACGAACCUAUAAAGAAAAUGGAAAGAAAUCGUGUUCGAUCGACGUUUAGUUCGGCCGUUGAAGAGGCAGAAAAGGAACUGGAACUAACGAAGAAAAUGCAGGAGCUAGAAAGAGCCAAGAUGGAAGUGGAACAUAACCUCAAAUUGAAAGAAAUUGAGAACAAAAUUCUCCAAGCAAGGUUAGAUGAUCAGGACCUGCAAUCCGAAGCGAGCUCCUUGUACAGUGUGAAGAGUACGUUGAAAAAUGAGUUCAAGACAGUAAAAGACUGGGUUGAUAAAAGCGUUUCGUAUGCAAAAGAAGAAAUCCCAAGUUUCCCGAAGAUCCCCGAUGAGGUAGUGUCACAUGAACGUCCAUUGCAUCCUCCCGUAAACAAUCCUGCUUCAAAUCGACUUGAGAAGUUGUUAACUCGCCAAUUAUUAGGAUUUGAUUUGCCUCGUUUCUCAGAUUUGCCUCGUUUGUCGACCGAAGAUGGAGAAUUCAGUGAUGCCGAAAACAUGAUGCGAUUACGUAAGUGUUUGGAUGGACCAGCUAAGGAAAGCGUCGAAAUGUUGCUUCUCACCAAUGACAUUCUCCGUACUUUGGACGUCUUGAAGAGAAAUUAUGGAGACAGCAAAGUUAUACUCCGGAAAGUGCUAGACAAGGUAUCGAAUUUCAAGUUUGUACAUGACUCGAGAGGCUUCCUUGAGUUCAGUAAUCUAGUGGAGAAUGUUGCAGUUAUCAUCGGAUCAUUUCAAGCCAAGAAUCAUGAUGUGGAAGCAGUCCUCGGGAAAUUGUUACAAAAACUGAGGGAUUAUUUGCGUAUGCAGUGGGGUUCAUUCCAGCAGGAUUAUCAUGCACCUGUUCACAACUUGGAUGGCUUCUCGGCGUGGGUACGUAGACAGGUAGCGGUUGUAGAGAAUGCUCACAUCGGGCAACAAGUUUCGGCGCAGGAGAACAUCAGACCAACACCAGUACAGAACAACAUGAGGACCUGCCUGGUGUGUAAAACUGGUGAGCAUCAGAUUGAAAAGUGUCCUAUUUUCGUGAAAAUGGACUUAAAUCGACGCUGGGACGCAGCACGGAAGUACAGUCUAUGUUUCCUAUGCCUGACGAAGCAUAACGCAAAGUGUACCAAUACUGCGGUUUGUGGAUUGAGCGAUUGUACGAGACGUCAUCACAAACUAUUGCACCGUAUGGAGUCUUCCAACCCCUUAGGAGUAGUCGUUGAAGAUCGUACCCGGUCUGCUAUUUUGAAGUACGUUCCCGUUCAAGUGCGGGGCCCGAAUGGCGUGUUAUCAACUACUGCCUUCAUCGACGACGGUAGCAGUUUGACUUUGAUAGAAGCUGACGUAGCAGCUGGCAUCGGAGUAACCGGUCGAAAAAGUCCAGUAUCAUUCACUUGGACUGGUAACAUACGGAGAGAAGAAGAAAAUUCUGAAAUUGUUCAGCUAAAAAUCAGUGCUGACAUUCCGGUGGGUGCUGAUAGACUGCUACAGAAAUAUCCGUAUCUCUCAUCUAUUGACCGACGAACAAUCACCGGUAGUCAGCCAACUAUUUUAAUUGGACAAAACAACUGGAGGCUAAUUGUGCCACGGGAACACUACGCACCAGAUGGAAAUUCACCAAUAAUCAGCAAAACUCGCCUUGGCUGGGUGGUACACGGUCCUGUAGUAGGUUUGGGAUUCAAACUCUAUGGAACGGAAGAAGAAGCUGUGAAUGUUUGUGUUGAAGAACAAUUAGCCGAACUGACCGAACUGGUACGGAGUAAUAUGGCUUUGGACAAUUUCGGAGUGUGUGUGGAUAAUGUAAACAAUCAGAAGAGUGUUGAUGAUAACCGUGCUAUAGACAUUGCAAAAAACAGUAUUAAAAAAGUUGGUGAACGAAGCAGUCUUGGUACUGCAUUGCGUAAUCUGGAAUGCGUCGAAAAGCGGCUACAGCGACAAAAUCUAACGAAGCAGUACAACGAAAUCAUUAGGUCGUAUCAAGAAAAAGGUUACGUCACACAAAUUCCUUGGCAGCAAGUAGACUGGAACAAUCGCAAACUAUGGUUUUUGCCACAUUUCCCUGUUUUAAAUGUCCACAAACCGGGAAAAAUACGGAUGGUUUUCAAUUCAGCCGCCAAAAGCAACGGAAAAUGUUUGAACGAUUAUCUUCUUUCUGGACCUCCGAGUGGAAUAAUGAUUUUCGGUAUACUUGGUAGGUUUCGGAAAUACCCAGUGGCUGUUGGAGCCGAUGUGUCCGAAAUGUUCCACAAAGUUUUUGUACGAGAGCAGGAUAGUUGGUCGCAGUGCUUUCUACAUCGCAACGAUCCAUCUGAACGACCUCAAGUUUAA
Messenger RNA from Armigeres subalbatus, 2631 nucleotides. RefSeq lists its product as uncharacterized. NCBI's taxonomy places the organism in Eukaryota, Metazoa, Arthropoda, Insecta, Diptera, Culicidae. The transcript has 3 exons. The coding region runs from base 1 to 2631 and encodes 876 amino acids. The record is from RefSeq and is a predicted model, not a curated record.